Drosophila obscura is the source of this 2951-nucleotide messenger RNA. RefSeq names its product sister chromatid cohesion protein solo (gene solo). Lineage: Eukaryota; Metazoa; Arthropoda; Insecta; Diptera; Drosophilidae. The record is from RefSeq and is a predicted model, not a curated record.
ACUUCAUAAGGCUGCCAAUCAGUCAAUUAUGUGCAGAUGAAGAUACCUGCAAGCUGGGACAGGGAUGUGGUGAUCUCCUUCCUCGAUCAACUCGAUCUGCGGGCAUAUACCACAAUGGCAAAGGUGCGAGAGCUUCGAGACUACUUGCUCAAGGCCUUCAAAGAGCUGGUGAACAGCGAAUGGGAUGCCCUGCAGCUUCAGGAUCGCAAGGAGCGCGAGAAGGAGGCGCGACAGAUUCGCGGCUCGUCAGACCAGUCAAAGCGCAUUCUAGAUGAAAUCAAUAAAAUUCUCAACCAGACCGAAUCUGGUCCAAGGCAGGUGGAGAACAUGUUUAGGCAGCUCCGCGAAAUGAGAGCAAAUGAUCCACAUUCGAAUGAUGAUUUCGAUCAAUUUGUGGUACCCAGAUCUCGUCCGAGCAGAGAACGACAAAGCAGCGCCAGAGGUCGUGGCUCUGUGGCCACAUACACCGGGGCAACCGAACAAGUUCGACAGAUCAAAGAUCUCUACAGAGCCAGCCUUGUCCUGUUUGGGGCAAAUGAAGGAGAUUUAAACCGAAAUGAAUCCUCGUCAGAGGAUGAGUCUGCAGCAGCAGGAACAGCAGCAGGAGCAGGAGCAGAACCACCUCUUGCCACUUUUAGCGCGGCAAGAUUUCCCCGCUGGCUCAGUGAGAACUUUAUGCAGCUGCACACGACACGAGCGGUAAACAUGGGCGUAGCCAGUGAGCUGCACAGUCGACGAGCCUGGCCAGAUGGUUGCCAUGCACUACCAUCGGCUUGGCUGGACGAUCGACAGCCCAGACAGCUAAGUUUUUCAUUUUUGGCAGAGACUAGUCAGCAGUGGGAGCAGCAAGAGCAGAUGGAGAUGGAUCAGCAAGAGCAGCCAGCAGGUGAACAUGGCAUGGGAUACACGAGCACACCGGCCAGCAGCCUGAUGACCAAUGUGGCGCGUGAGCAGCAGUCGCAGAAUCGGGACAGCACCGAUGUAGCAUUUUUGAGUCGCUACGGAUCAUCGCGCGACCAGGAAGGCGUUGCACGUGUCGCCUCAUCAUCCACCCCACUAACACCUAACAUCAAUUACGGCUUGGCAUUUGUGCCGACAUCGUCGAGUCUGCAGCCCGAAGAGGAUAACACUCCUUUGAUGCCAGGAUCCGGGGGUGCACUCUCGCUGCCAGCAGAUUCUGCAUCGGACUUGCUGUUGAUGGACAGCGGCAAUCAACUGCCGAUGCUCAUGUCGCCCGCCAUAGAGGACUUGGGUUCAGCAGCGGCGGUUCGCUCUCGACCUGGAGUCACACCGUUUCGUCCCUUGUUGCCAGUGAUCGACGAGGAGCAUCGCCUCUCUAUGUUGCCGCGUGUGCUGGAGCGGUCGUUUCAUCCACUAUCAGCAGCAGCAGUAGAAGCCGCAGCAGAAGGCACACCAGAGGCGUCAGCAGAGCGACCCUUAGAAGCAAUAGCAGAAGACACGCCACCAGAAGCGGUAGCGGCGCGAGUUGCGCCUAUUACCCCACCACUGACACCGGGACGUGACUGGAGUAGAAUAUUUCGACCACGCGACCAAAUGCCGAGCUAUGUCGAAACGCGAAAUGUCCCACCACACGGAAGAAGCCGACGUCCACGACGCCAGAGAUUACCGGAAACGCCGCCAAGGGACACACACGACGAACAGCCGCGAUUGAAUCGCGAGAUCACAUCGAAUUUUAUGGCCAAUUUACUGCAAAGAGCUACAGAAAUGGUCAGAGUUCCGCUGCAGAUGGUAAAUUAUGCACCAACUACGACUGACUCCUUCACGGCUCCUCCGCCCGAUGGGGUGCCACAGCAGAUGGAAGUGCAGGAAGAGCCACUGCCAGCAGAGGCGCCACUACCAGCAGAGGCGCCACUACCGCCAGAAUCAUCUCAAGUUGCUCUAGUAUCGGAAGCUCAUGUGGAUCUACCGGCUCUUCUCGAUCCCUCCAUGCCAGAAAUCCAAAACGAAACGUUGCCCAACAAAUCGGAUUACGGAGUACCGAAUAUGGAAUUAAUGGAACCCCUGCCGGUGGCUGUGUCCAUGGAGAUUUCCAACGAGGAGAGACAGCGCGCGGUCUCUUUAUCCGACUUGAGUAUACACGCAAUCGUCACCAAUGUGCAAGUUCUGCCACCAUUGAGCCUGGGCACCGAAAACCUAGUACUACGUCCAGCUAUUGAACAGGCUGGAGGAUCAGCAGAAUAUCCAGCCAUAGAACAGGCAGGAGGACAAGCACAAUGUUCAGCCAUAGAUCAGACAGUAGGAUUAGCACAAUGCUCAGCCAUAGAACAGGCAGUAGGAUCAGCAGAUCAGAGUGCGGAAAAUGCAGUCGGGCCAGGAUUGUCUUUGCAGCGGACGGAAACCAUCGAGGAUCGUCGGAAUAGACAGCACAUGGAAGAUAUGGCUUACAUAGCGCAGCAUACGGACAUGCUCCGUGUGAUGGUCGAUCAUCAGAAGAAUCUCAGCGAUCAGCAGCAUACCCGCGGAAGCGAGCAGAGCCAGUGGUCAUCGCAACAGUAUCGCUCCCUAGCCGCUGUGGAGACCUACGAUCCACGGAUCAUUUUGGAUAUGCCACUGUCAAAGGUGGAGCUUGUCCAUGCACUAUUUGAGGCGCUCAUCACGUUGCCACGGGUUGAUUUGCACAAUGCACCGUUCAUCAAGAGCCGCAUGGAUGCGUCGAGAGCCUUUCGCUAUGUCCUGGACUUGCAGGCGGCCGGCAUUGUGAAACUAAGCGAUGAGGGGAGAUUCUGUUGGCUGCUUUGAAAGGGGUGGAGAGAGCUUGAAAAGUUUGUCUUUUCUUUUUAAUUUUAAUAUUAUAUUACAGAUAUUAUUCUAUAUAUUUCAAAGCUGAAUAACAGUCAACGAAUAUAAAAUGGAAUUCUUUUCAUUUAUAAUUUUAAAAGUUUUCAAUUAGGCUUUAAGGUUUACACCACAUAUUGUACCAGCAAGAAUUU